Messenger RNA from Trichosporon asahii var. asahii CBS 2479, 1323 nucleotides. RefSeq lists its product as uncharacterized. Bases 1 to 1323 code for a protein of 440 amino acids. NCBI's taxonomy places the organism in Eukaryota, Fungi, Basidiomycota, Tremellomycetes, Trichosporonales, Trichosporonaceae. The transcript has a single exon. The record is from RefSeq and is a predicted model, not a curated record.
AUGGCCCAAAACUCUACAGCGUCCAGACUGGAGGAGCGCGGCCCUCAAGUCUGGCAUCUACCCCACGUCCGUAUGGCCCUGUUUGACGAACUUUGCGAGACGCUUGAGAUCGGCCGAGCUCCCGACCAGAAGCAAGGGUUUCUCAAAGGCUUCCUUACCUUCAACAGAGACACCUCCUUGGACAUCGCGCUCUUACUCUACCCUUACAUCAAUCUCGAUGACUUUCCAUGGGGUUGUCCGGAUGCAGUGAGCUCUGAUGCGAGAUGCGUUGCUGACAUUCUGCAGAAUCGGAGACGAGCCUAUGCGGCCGGCGUCCGAGCCAUCAAUGUGACCGGCUGUCUGCCCCUGUGCACUCGCUGGAAGUCGUUUCCAGAAAUGGUCGCGUUCUUCCCAAACGUCAGGCAACUGUUCUUCGACUCGACGGAUCUCUCAUUCUCGACUAUGCCGAAUACUGCAGAGUUCGCGUGGUGCAAUCCCAGACUACCCGACACGUUCGAGAUCAGCCAAACGGCUUGGGUCGAAGAUGACGGUUCCAUCACUGAGCCUGCACCAUUCUGGGACAUUGAAGGAUUCGAGUACAAGCUUGCGCGUGAUCUCGAAACUGGCUACCAGAUGGGCGACGUUCGGCCCCUCAUCGCUCGCGACGACGGGCAGCUGGAAAUUCCUGCGAUCUUCCUCCAACCUCAGCGGGAAAUGGUGAUCGAGCCCAAGCGCGACGAGCACGACGACUGGCUGAGACUUCUACAGCAUCGUAAAGGCGCUGGUCUGCCUAUCGAUGUACUCAUGUGGGGAAUGGGUGUUGGGGAGGAGCUGAGCGUCGUUCCUCGGCUGGCUUGUGUGGUACCGCCAGACCUGCGCAUACUCAGGCUACGCCUUGGAUCCGACGGACCUCUCUCAACCACUCUGGACAACAUUCUCGAGCACAUAGACACCAAGCAUUUCCCCAAUCUUCGGUUCCUCGAGGUGAAGCUGCUCUUCUUCCAGGAUGUGGCUCCAGAUUCCGCCGGCUGGGUCGCAGCGCCGCAGUGGCUGUCCAACGACAUCCCCGAGAAGCUGGAGAUAUGGGUAGAUCUCGUUCUCCUCAGCCACAACAUUGACGAGCGCACCGACGAACAGCACAUGGAGCAGGUGCUGUUCAAUGCUCUGCCCAACAGGUGGAUCGCGCAAGCCAGGCGGAAGCUCGGUCGCGACAACUGGUAUCGACUCAAGGUCAGGACAUACUGGGACCAGGGAGAAGGGCCAGAGUCAUUCGACCCAUGGAUAGUGUCGCUCAUUUUGCGGCCCAAUCCCCCUCCCCAUCGUCCAGACUCUCCCUGGGGGUAG